This is a messenger RNA of Coprinopsis cinerea okayama7#130, 297 nucleotides long. RefSeq lists its product as hypothetical. Lineage: Eukaryota; Fungi; Basidiomycota; Agaricomycetes; Agaricales; Psathyrellaceae. The transcript is spliced from 4 exons. The coding region runs from base 1 to 297 and encodes 98 amino acids. The record is from RefSeq and is a predicted model, not a curated record.
AUGCGAAAUGACGGUGUCGAUCAAAGAGCUGAAACCAUCGACUUCGAACCACACCCCGUCCACUCUCAGCGGAAAGUGGGUCACGACGUCCAGAGAACGGAAGGCUGGAGAAGUGGCAAGUCGCAGGCGCGACGCGGUGACGCUGUCCAGAUGGUCACAAGCCGCACUUCCGGAUCAGGAAGGGCUCAAGCCAUCGCCGUGGAUUGCCAGGAUUGUCCCUGGGCAGCCGUGGACAUCCCAGAACCUCCCCAGGCCCGGAAGGAAUGCGCUGGAACGACGCCCUUGUUCAGGGAAUAA